CUCUCUAUGUAGUUCUCUGUGUCUGAGUGCAGGUGACUAUAGCUGGGACCCAGGGUGUCUGUGAGGUUGUCUGGUACUGUGUACCUGUGGGUGAGGUGCACCCUUCUCCCUGAAGCACCGCUAGAAGUGCCCACAGAAGUGUUGCUGUUCUGUUGGAACCACAGCUGGAGCUGUGGCCCAGGGAAGACCUUUUCCUGCGAUGUUGAGUCCCGUAUAUCUGUCUCCAGGGCCCAGGCAGUCCCCCUCUGGGAAUCAGAACCAUCAGUGCUGGGCAGACCCCAAAGAGUUCAUCCCAAUCCUGGAGGUCUUAGGGGAGGGGUGUCCUGUGCCCCACCUUGUAUUGUUACCUCUUGCUCCAGAAGGAAGGGAUCCCAUAAACAUCCUGUGCAUAACUGGGCCACUGGAUGCUGAGGGCCACUUUCCAACCCGGUCCCAGCUGGCCUGGCCUGCUUGCCACUGAGACCUGUCGGACCAAACCACCGCCCACCAUGCUCCUGGGAAGACUAAGUGAAGUCAUGAGUAUAAAGCGCUCCUGCAUGGUAGUUACUCAGUAAAUGGUCUCUGUUCCUCACAUCAUGAGUCCGGGGUUGAGGAUGCUGCCUUGUGGGGUGUCUGUUCUCUGGGGCACAGGUACACGUGUGGCUCUGUAAGUACACGUGUUUCCAUGUUUAGGUAUGAACCAGUGUGGUCAGAGGUCACAUGUCCCACGUUCCUGGGAAUCCAUGGGCGUGUGUAUGUGAAAAGUCACGCAGUAAGGGCAUGUACCUGAGUGUGAGGGUGCGUGAGGCUGUGCUUGUGUGUGUCAGCGAGGCUGAGGAAAGCAGGUGUAUGUAGAUGAGUGCUCAGGUGUGUGAAGAUGUGUGAGUUGCCAGGGACUGUCUGUGUGCCUAUUUGCAGGUCAAAUGUGAGUCCAUGAGUGUCAGAGGGUAUAAGCAGGCCGGCAGCUGGAUGCCCGGGCCCAUUGGGUGGGCCGGAGGUCGCCUGCGGGAUGAGCAGAUUGCUGGGGGGGACGCUGGAGCGCGUCUGCAAGGCUGUGCUCCUUCUCUGCCUGCUGCACUUUCUUGUGGCCGUCAUCCUCUACUUUGACGUCUACGCCCAGCACUUGGCCUUCUUCAGCCGCUUCAGUGCCCGUGGCACUGCCCGUGCCCUUCACCCAGCUGCCAGCAGCAGCACCAACUGCUCCCGGCCCAACACCACUGCCCCCAGCUCUGGGCUCGCUGAGGCCCCCAGUGUCCGGCCCGGCUCCACGGCUCCCAUCCUGCCACCCUGUCCUGACUCGCCACCUGGUCUUGUGGGCCGACUGCUGAUUGAGUUCACCUCACCCAUGCCACUGGAGCGGGUGCAGAGGGAGAACCCAGGCGUGCUCCUGGGGGGCCGCUAUACGCCGCCUGACUGCACCCCAGCCCAGACAGUGGCAGUCAUCAUCCCCUUUCGACACCGAGAGCACCACCUACGCUACUGGCUCCACUAUCUGCACCCCAUCCUGAGACGACAGCGGCUACGCUAUGGCAUCUACGUCAUUAACCAGCAUGGUGAGGACACCUUCAACCGAGCCAAGCUGCUCAAUGUAGGCUUCCUAGAGGCGCUGAAGGAGGACGCCACCUACGACUGCUUCAUCUUCAGUGAUGUGGACCUGGUCCCCAUGGAUGACCGCAACCUGUACCACUGUGGCGACCAGCCCCGCCACUUUGCCAUUGCUGUGGACAAGUUCGGCUUCCGGCUGCCCUAUGCUGGCUACUUUGGAGGCGUGUCGGGCCUGAGUAAAGCCCAGUUUCUGAGAAUCAAUGGCUUCCCCAAUGAGUACUGGGGCUGGGGUGGUGAGGAUGACGACAUCUUCAACCGGAUCUCCCUGAGUGGGAUGAAGAUCUCGCGCCCAGACAUCCGCAUAGGCCGCUACCGAAUGAUCAAGCACGACCGGGACAAGCAUAACGAGCCCAACCCUCAGAGGUUUACCAAGAUUCAAAACACGAUUCUGACCAUGAAGCAGGAUGGCAUUGGGUCAGUGCGGUACCAGGUCUUGGAAGUGUCUCGGCAGCCGCUCUUCACCAACAUCACAGUGGACAUUGGGCGGCCCCCAUCAUGGCCCCCUCGGGGAUGACACUAAUGGACAAAGGCUCCCGUGCCAAGGAUUGCCUGCCAGAGGACUGACCUACAGCCUGGCUGGAGGCUGCUCUGUGGGGGAUCCCCAGGACUGAGACUGUGGGCUCUGUUUUUUGAGGGUCUUCAAUAGGCCCCCCCAGCUGCACCUGGAAGUUUCAGAACCUACUUUGGGGGGAGGUUUCCAUCCUGGGGAGGCCCCUCAAGUGUGGCCCGCUCUGGGGUCAACCUUCCUUUUUGCCCCUCCCUCCCCAUCCCAGCCCCCCGUCACUGUCAGGGUCGGGCCAGCCCCUGCACUGCCUCACCGAGUGGCCUGGGCUAGGUCACUCCACCUCUCUGUGCCUCAGUUUCCCCUCCCUUGAGUCCUCUAGGGCCUGGAAGAGUGGGAGGUAUGACUAGGGGGCAGUGCUGCUUCCAGGGGGAAUUGUCAGACAUGGGGAUCCCCCUUGCUCCCAGGGGAGGGGAAACCUUUUUCAUUCAACAUUGUAGGGGGCAAACUGGUGGCCCCCUACUGAGGAGCAGCCUCAGGAGGGGACCAGAGUGGGUGCUGUGUCGCUGCCUGGGAUCUUGGGGUUGGGAUUUGCAUGGGUGGCAGGUGGGGUUUGGAUCGGUAUGGUUCCCGCCUCCCUGUCUCAGAGGGAAGGCAUUAGCCCCAGGGCCAGCUCGUGUUUGUAUAUUGCACAGAAACUUGUGUGGGUGCUUUAGUAAAAAACGUUAUUGGA
Molecule: messenger RNA, 2819 nt
Organism: Rhinolophus ferrumequinum (greater horseshoe bat)
Lineage: Eukaryota; Metazoa; Chordata; Mammalia; Chiroptera; Rhinolophidae
Gene: B4GALT2
Product: beta-1,4-galactosyltransferase 2
Exons: 7
Coding region: 989-2098 (369 amino acids)
Biological process (GO): carbohydrate metabolic process
Molecular function (GO): glycosyltransferase activity
Source: RefSeq, a predicted model, not a curated record